Messenger RNA from Neohortaea acidophila, 2091 nucleotides. RefSeq lists its product as uncharacterized. The record is from RefSeq and is a predicted model, not a curated record. The transcript has 5 exons. NCBI's taxonomy places the organism in Eukaryota, Fungi, Ascomycota, Dothideomycetes, Mycosphaerellales, Teratosphaeriaceae. Gene Ontology annotation, biological process: regulation of DNA-templated transcription; DNA-templated transcription. Gene Ontology annotation, molecular function: DNA-binding transcription factor activity, RNA polymerase II-specific; carboxy-lyase activity; DNA binding. Bases 1 to 2091 code for a protein of 696 amino acids.
AUGGACCCUCAGAUCACAGGCCUCUCGACACCUUACCCGGACCUUCCCCCGCAGCAGGAUGUUGAUGAUUUCCUGCGCAAGAAGCGCAAGGCGAGAGAACACAAGGCUUGCUACCCUUGUCGGCAGCGAAAAGUAAAAUGCGACCUCUCGCGUCCGUGUCAGACUUGCCGCGAUCGGGAUCACCCAGAGCUCUGCAGUUAUCAUCCGCCCAACAAGCGACAGAGCGUCGAUCCCGGUUCCUCCACAGCGCUCCCGAGACCUGAUGAGAAGCCUUCCAGUCCGGGCUUCGUCACGCUCGGACGUGGCGAGUUUGAUUUUCUCUGUCGUAAGCUGAAUGCGCUGGAAGACUCCAUUGCUAGCUUGCGGCGGGAAAUGCGUCGGAACGAAAACGGAGACGAGUCAUUCUUCCACGAGGGCGACACGAAUGCUGCCUCCAAUAUUGAUCCUGCUGUUCAAGAUGCGCCGCAUGAACUCAGUCACACUGAUGUUCAUGGCGUUCAUAUGAAGAAUGUUGCUGGCGAAUAUGUGCAUUUCGGAGGCGGAUCUAUACCUGGCAUGCUGUACAAUUUGCAGAUGAACGAGGGCCGGGCGGAGCAACACCAGAUCCUCGAGAUGCUGGGCAAGAAUGUUUUGCCGUUGUUCGGGCUGGACAACGAAUCCGCCACAUACCCUUUCGUGGACUUGUGGGGACUACCACACGGCUCUAUUCCGCGCGCUCAGGAACUUGCAAAGGCCUUGCCGACCGACAGCCAGAUUCUCAAUCUCUUCCGAUCUUACAAGGAAAUGGGCUAUGUCACCUUCCCCGGAAUCGCUUCUCUGGAGCAGCUAGAGUCUGAUAUUGGCAUGUUCCUGAUGAGUAGGGCCACCCAGUCCAUCCACGAAGGGGUCACUGAGCGGCAGAUCUAUGGUAAAAGCUAUACUUGGCUGGCCUUGUUGUUCGCGGUGCUUGCUAGUGGUGCUCAGAAUGGCAGUCUGCCGCGGAAAGAACGGGAGCUGACGUCCCAGGUGUACAUUUGCUGCGGAUUCGAGUGUCUACGCUUCACAAAUUUCCUUUCCAACUCGAAUCUCGAAAGCAUACAAACGUUGCUGGUCAUCGGCAACGUCUUGAUGAACAAUUUGAAUGCCGCAACCUCGUGGUCCAUGCUGGGACUCACCAUCAGACUCGCUCAAGGCUUGGGAAUUCAUCGUCCGAGUCCGCCGAACACCUCGACGGAAUUUAUCUUUGCCCGGUCGAAAGUGUGGUGGGCUAUCAUCUGGCAAGACAGCCUCUUGUCGAUUACCUACGACCGUAACUCAGCUGCAGGCGCUCUAGAAGGAAGCACCAUGCCGCCUCCACAGCACUUCGGACCAGUGGAUCCUUAUCACGCCGCAAUGUACCAGGUCUCCCGCGUUGGCCUAGAGAUCGUACGAGAUCGUGCACGACCCCUGAACACCCGCGAGCAGAUCGCGAGGAUCACGGAGCACCGCGAGGCGCUUGCGAACAUUAUGCACGACGCUGCUGCCUAUCUCCGCGACUCACGGCAGUGCACGACGUCAAGAGAGACGCUGGAGCACUGGGCCCUGUACUUGCACAGCUCGUACCACAUGUCCGAACUCUGUCGGCCGGCGAUCAGCGUUAACGCGGACACCGAAUUGGCCAAAGCUUUCAAGCAGACGUGCAUUGACAAUCUCGCCAACACAGUCGAAGCUUUCCUAGGACUGAACAACAUCACACCCGCCGCCCGCCAAUCCUGGGCAGCGCUACAACGCGCCCUCAGCUCCGCCCUCCUCCUCGGCAUCAUCGGCGAGCACACCCGGAAUGAACGCGCCCGACGCCUCGUGGACCGCUUCGCAAGCAUCAUGACCGGCAUCCUGAACAACAUCGACCCGCAGGAAAUCUCCGCGCCGAUUCAACGAGGCGUCGCCGCACUGUACGAACUUAGUUCCAAAGACGCCCGGGGCAAGGAGAGCGUGGUGGACGGUGUUGCAGCCGAUCCGCAUGCCUCUUCCAUCAUUACGCCUGCGAAUUCGGAUGGGACGCUGGAGGAGAAUUCGCCGUAUUCCGUCCUGAACAACAUUCUGUGGGGCACGGCGAACGGGUCUUUGUUGUGA